Messenger RNA from Panicum virgatum (switchgrass), 807 nucleotides. RefSeq lists its product as uncharacterized. The coding region runs from base 1 to 531 and encodes 176 amino acids. Lineage: Eukaryota; Viridiplantae; Streptophyta; Magnoliopsida; Poales; Poaceae. The record is from RefSeq and is a predicted model, not a curated record. The transcript is spliced from 5 exons. Gene Ontology annotation, biological process: mitochondrial electron transport, ubiquinol to cytochrome c.
AUGCGCCGCUCUGAUCCGGUGAAGGGUGGCGCGGGCUCCGCGGCGGAGGGCGACACCGAGCUUCCUCACCAUGGAUGGGACCUACUGCUGCUCGCCAUGGAUGGAAGUAUGAGGAGGGGAGUAGAUGAUUGGGACCCAUGCGUCAAUGAAUUGGAGAGAGACGGUCGGCCCAAUCUCACAACACUGCGGCCCAGACCAACAGACGGUAUCUUCGCCAACCCACCCGUAGGUCCGGAAGCUUCUUCUUCCCCUCCUCCCUUCGCUCGUCACAUCUCCCCAUUCUCGCCGCCCCGCUCCGUGCUCGCCGUUCUCCCCUCGCUCCGGGCGGAUGAGGAGGUAUCUGAUCCAAAGGCGCUCCUAGAGGAACGCUCAAAGGCUAAGUGUGUGUCACAGUGGUACGAAUAUCAGAAAUGUGUCAAGAGAAUUGAAAAUGACGAGACUGGGCAUAAGCACUGUACUGGCCAGUACUUUGAUUACUGGAAAUGUGUUGACAAGAAUGUUGCUGAGAAACUCUUUGAUCUGCUAAAAUGACAAGGAAAAUGUCCUCUUUCAGUUUUCUACUCAAAAUUGGUAAUAAUUGUAUCGCCUGUGCACCAUAUAGACUAUUCAGGUGCUUAAUAUUUGUCGGAGAAGUUUUGCCUCUUGGGUAACACAACAAAUUUUCCACUGCCAGUUUACGUUUCAUUUCUGUCAGUAGUAUUGAACUUUACAGCAGGUUUCCACCUGCAUAAAGCAUUGUUGGAUAAAGAGAUUCAAUGGGUUAUUCCAAGAAUGUGGCUGAGCAUUAAAUGCUCUUAUUUACCUUUA